CUGCCUUUGACACAGUAGCCAUUUUUGCCGUCAAAGUUAAAGCAGAGAGUCGCAGAUUUUGUUGAUAAAAUAGUUCAAUUUUAUAAAGUGAUUUUUUGAAUUUUCUUUAAGCAGAACAAUGAAGAGUGUAAGGAGGAAACAGGGGGUAAUUACAGUUGAGGAAUUUGAUGAAGAGACUAUAUGUCGGCUUUGCUUGAAGCUCAGUACAAGUAGUGAAAUGACAAAUAUAUUUCGCAAUGACACCAAAAAACAAUUAAGUUUGAGGAUUAUGGCUUGUACUUCCCUGGAGGUAACUCCUGAUGAUCCACUGCCCAGUCAGAUUUGUCCAACUUGCAGUGAUUUCCUGGAAUUGUUUUAUUCUUUCAGGAAGAAAUGCAAGAGUUCUGACUUGAAGUAUCGGAGAUUUUUGAGAUUGCAGAGUUCAGGGAAAAUUAAUAGUAUCAAUGAUUUGUCUGAUGAUGAGGAUGAUGUGGAGUAUUCAGAGGUUCUCAUGAAGUUUAGGGAGAAGGAAAAGAAUGCCGUGGAGGAGAAGCUUGAGAAAGUCAAGGAGGAACUUGCAAGCAAGUAUGAGGAGGAGAAACUGACGAUUCUGCAGGAGGAGAAACGGAGAAUCUAUCGAGAAGAAAAGCAGAAGAUCCAGGAGAAUGCUAUGAGAGAGAUUGUAGCAACGCUGAAGCAAAAGGAGAGGGAGGAAAAGACCAAAAUUGAGCCAGAAGAAGCCAAAAUGCAGAUGGGAACUGGAAAGGUAUUUCGGAUUAUCAAAAAGUCCAAUGAGUCGAGUGAAGAUCCUGAAGAUGAUAGCGUGGAAUAUGAAGUGGUAAUGGGAGAGGAGGAAGAAGAUAGUGAGAAGAAAGAUUAUCAAUUCAACACUGACGUUGACUACACUUUAGUAUCGGAGGAUGAAUAUGAGAUCCAAGAGGAAGCCAGUGAGGCCACGACAAUAAAUCAGCUGAAAGAGGAUGAAAGUCAUCAAGCUGACUACACGGACUACUUCAAGAGUCCAGAAGUUGAUGAAGUUGAGGAUUUUCACUAUUUGGAGGAAGAUAGAGAAGAAUAUGAGGAGCCAGUUGAUAUGGAGGAGGACGAGCAGGAUGAUCAUGAGAAUCCUACAACCAGCGAUUUCAUAAAAAAAGAAUCCUGCGAUUCCCAAAGCAUGAACGUUGAGACAGAUGAAGGAAAAGUCUUUUACUUGGAAAUUGAGGGAGAGGAAGCAGCUAACAAGCCAAAAUACUACGAUUCAAAUGGAGAUCUUCUGAUAUUCAAAUGCUCAAUGUGCCCAAAAACCUUCUCGAGGAAAAAGGGGCUUGAGAAACACGAGAUAUCUCACAUGAAACGCAAAGGAUAUUCAUGUACCUUCUGUGAAAAGUGGUUUCCCAGCAAUAGCAGUCGUCAGAGGCACGAAAGGAUUCACACUGGCGAGAAACCCUUCACUUGCAGCGUAUGCGGGAGAAAGUUUGUCCAGAAGGAAAUUCUCAAGCGUCAUCUCAUUGUACAUUCCGCCGAGAAGCCAUACAAAUGCAAUCAGUGCGAUAAGCAAUUUACUCAGAAGGAAAUUCUGCGGCAACAUGUGAACAGGAAUCACAGCGCAAAUCCCGUGGUGGAGGUGCACAAGUGUUUUCUCUGUCCAAAGACUUUCUGCCAUGCCUCAGGAUUAAGUCGUCAUCUGCUUGUCCAUGCUGGACGUACAUUCCCAUGCGAUGUCUGUAGGAAGGAGUUUGUGGAUAAGAGUGCUCUUAAAAGGCACAUAAACACCAUUCAUAAAAAUACAGCAUAGAAGUUAUGAGAAAAAUAGAGAAAUAUAGAUUUUAUUGAAUACUUUGGGGAUUGCCAUUGAAUAAAGAAUUUGCGAGAAAC
Molecule: messenger RNA, 1854 nt
Organism: Phlebotomus papatasi
Lineage: Eukaryota; Metazoa; Arthropoda; Insecta; Diptera; Psychodidae
Product: zinc finger protein 892-like
Exons: 6
Coding region: 119-1774 (551 amino acids)
Cellular component (GO): nucleus
Molecular function (GO): zinc ion binding
Source: RefSeq, a predicted model, not a curated record